AUGGCAAUACAUACCGGAAGUCUCAUUCGUGUAUUAUUUGUGUUAUUGAUUGUAUUUUUCUCAAUAUACUUUUUAUCUUCCCCUCUCACCAGUAUAGACAAUGAAUCAACUUUUGAUAAAGUUUAUUCAUCAUUAGAUCUACUUGAAGCGAGUCGUAGACGUCAUCAAGAAUUAGAAACCGCCUUAGUAGAAACUCGUAUAGAAAUAACCGAUAAGCUUAAUGAAUUCUCUUUUCAUUCUUCAAUUCCAGGUUCAAAUAUUAAAACAAGUGAAGACUUGUUAAAAUUUAGGAGUUAUAUGGAAUGCGUUACAACAAAAGGGAAAUGGGUUUAUGAUGAUACACCGAGAGCUUUCCUCAUACAUAAACUUGAACCCCUUUAUGGAAAAUGUGAUAGUAAUUUUAUUCCUUUAAAUAAGAAUUCUUCGAUCGAAGAGUUAUGGAGUAAUGCUAGAAAUUCAAUAAAAUAUAAAUGGAAAACCCCCAACGAAUGCCCUUUACCAA
Messenger RNA from Funneliformis mosseae, 502 nucleotides. The record is from the annotation of a GenBank genome assembly. NCBI's taxonomy places the organism in Eukaryota, Fungi, Glomeromycota, Glomeromycetes, Glomerales, Glomeraceae.